AUGAGCGUGUACAGCAGCGACUACUGGAAGAUGCCGGUGCUGGCGCAGAAAUUCAUGGGCGUCUGGCCGUUCAACAACCGCCAAUACGACAAGUGCAUGCGCGUCUUCGUCUACGUCGCCCUCUACUCGCUGAUAGUGCCGAUCGGUAUCCGCCUCGUCGAGGAGCUCGGCGUCAACACGGCCAUAGCCAUCGAGAACUUGGUCGGGCAGAUGUACCUCAACGCGGCGGUCAUCAAGUUCUCGAUGACGAUAUUGUUCAAGGAAAAGCACAAGCAAAUCUACGAGCUGAUCGCCAGGGACUGGAAAAUGACGAGCGACAAGGAAGAGCUGGAGAUCAUGGAGAAGCACGCGGCGAUCGGCCGGACCAUCUCGUUGGCCUACGGAAUUUGCUGUUGCAGCACCGCCGGCGCCUUCCUCAUGAUCCCCACGCUGCUGCCGCUGCUGGACUACGUCGCGCCGUUGGACAACUCGAGCAGGCCCGUGGUCCUCCCCUACUACGCGGAGUAUUACAUCGACCAGCGGAAGUACUACCUUCCGCUGAUGCUGAAGGCCUUGGUCGCGGGAAUGAUAUCCAUGACGGUCUUCAUCACCUACGACAUGGCGUUCGCGAUGUGCGUGCAGCACGUCUGCAGCCUCUUCGACAUAAUCAACCUCCGUCUGCAGAGGGCCUCGCAGCUCGGCAGCCAGCUCGGCAGCCAGCUCGGCAGGUCCGCGAGAACCUCGGCGAGCUACGACAGCGGCGUCUUUCGCCUCAUCCAGAAGGCCAUCGAGCUGCACCAGAUCGUCAUCGAGAACGUGAGCAGCCUCGAGAACGCCUACAACCUCAACUGGUUCUUCAUCCUGCUGCUCAACACCACGGCGGUCGGGGGCGCCCUGCUGGUGGUGCUGCUGAAGCUCGGCCACCCGGAGGACCUGGUCAGGUACGGGAUGUUCUUCGCGGCCAUAUUCAUCCACAAGUACUUCAUCUUCCUGCCCGGCCAGAAGAUCAUCAACUACAGCCUCGAGGUCUUCGAGUACAGCUACUCCUGCGAGUGGUACAACCUGUCGGCCGAGUGCAAGGUGCUCAUCAAGAUCAUGAUGCUGCGGAGCAUCAGGCCGCUGAACCUGACCGGCGGGAAGAUGUUCCUGCUCUGCAUGGAGACGUACUCGGCGAUGCUGAAGGCGGGCAUGUCCUACUUCACCGUGUUCGCGAGCACGCAGUCGUUCUGA
Molecule: messenger RNA, 1209 nt
Organism: Nasonia vitripennis (jewel wasp)
Lineage: Eukaryota; Metazoa; Arthropoda; Insecta; Hymenoptera; Pteromalidae
Gene: Or160
Product: odorant receptor 160
Exons: 7
Coding region: 1-1209 (402 amino acids)
Biological process (GO): sensory perception of smell; detection of chemical stimulus involved in sensory perception of smell
Cellular component (GO): plasma membrane
Molecular function (GO): olfactory receptor activity; odorant binding
Source: RefSeq, marked inferred